Molecule: messenger RNA, 411 nt
Organism: Nicotiana tabacum (common tobacco)
Lineage: Eukaryota; Viridiplantae; Streptophyta; Magnoliopsida; Solanales; Solanaceae
Source: RefSeq, a predicted model, not a curated record
AUGGUGGUUGUUCUGGUCUAUGUUGAUGACCUUCUUAUCACUAGAGAUAGUCCAAUCAUUAUCCAACAGACUAAGGAUGAUUUACAAACUUCUUUUAAGAUCAAAUACCUAGGAGAGCUUAAGUACUUCCUAGGCAUAGAAUUUGCACGAAAUAGUGAUGGUAUACUAAUGCAUCAACACAAGUAUGCCCUAGAACUCAUAGUUGAGUUGGGGCUCUCUGGCUCUAAACCAGUAUCCUGUCCUAUGGAGCCAAAUGUGAAGCUUACUACUGCUGAAUUUGACACUCAUACAGGUACUUCUGAUGACACAUUAUUUACUGAUCCAGGGCCAUAUCAAAGGCUUCUGGGAAAGCUUCUUUAUUUGACUGUUACAAGGCCAAAUAUUUCUUUUCCUGUCCAAAGUCUGAGCUAA